AUGAAGUCCGUUGCUUUUGCAUCCGCCCUGCUGGCGGCCACCGUCUCGGCCAAUCCCACUCCCACCGAGGAGCAACCUCCCAGCAAGCGGUCCAGCUUGCCCUCUGUCACAGCUUCCGGCAACGCAUUCUGGACCGGAAGUACUCGAUUCUAUGUUCGCGGUAUCGACUACCAGCCUGGCGGUUCGUCCAACUUGGCCGAUCCGUUGGCUGACACUUCUGUCUGCAAGCGUGACAUUGCCGAGUUCAAGAAGCUCGGAAUCAACACUGUCCGUGUAUACACCGUUGACAACUCUGCCAGCCAUGACGACUGCAUGAGCCAGCUGGCUGACGCUGGCAUCUACCUGAUUCUCGAUGUCAACAACCCACUCUACUCGAUCAACCGCAACAGCCCCGGCGAGUCCUACAACGACGUCUAUCUGCAGAGUGUCUUCGCCACCAUUGACGAGUUCGUCAAGUACGACAACACUCUGGCGUUCUUCUCUGGAAACGAGGUUGUCAACGAUCAGGCGAACACCACACUUGCUGCCCCCUACGUCAAGGCUACCACCCGUGACAUGCGUCAAUACAUCAGGAACCGUAAAUACAGGGCGGUUCCUGUCGGUUACUCGGCAGCAGAUGUCUCACAGAACCGCUUCCAGCUUGCCCAGUACUUCAACUGUGGUACAGACGACGAGCGCAGCGAUUUCUUCGCCUUCAACGACUACUCUUGGUGCAACACCAACUUCCAAGAGUCUGGUUGGGACCAAAAGGUCAAGAACUUCACCGGCUACGGUCUUCCUUUGUUCCUUUCCGAGUAUGGCUGCAUCACCAAUGGACGCAGCUUCGGCGAGGUCGAGGCUUUGAUGAACAGUGAAAUGACAUCUGUCUACUCUGGUGGCCUUGUGUACGAGUACUCUGACGAGGGUAAUGGAUACGGCAUUGUCUCGAUUGACGGCGACAGCGUGUCUGAGAAGAGCGACUUUGCCGCCUACUCCACUGCUCUGGCGAAGAACGCCGCCCCUACUGGCGACGGUGGCUUCACCUCAACCACCAACUCCGUGGCCUGCCCAUCCCCCGACUCUGACUGGCUCGUGAGCAACACGAACUUGCCUGCCAUCCCUACUGGCGCAAGUCAGUACAUGACCAAGGGUGCUGGUGACGGCCCUGGCCUGAAGGGCGACGGUUCCCAGAAUGCUGGUGGCACCUCGACCGGAGAUGCUGAGCCUGGCUCUGGAUCUGCCACUACAUCAGCCAGCGCUUCCUCUAGCGGAAACGCCGGUGCCGGCGGCCCUGGUCCCCUGGACAAGGGUGCUUUCGCGGUGACCGGUGUUGUCUUUUUCUUCAGCCUUGUUGGUACCCUGCUCUUGUAA
Diaporthe amygdali is the source of this 1350-nucleotide messenger RNA. Its product is annotated as glycoside hydrolase family 72 protein. The transcript is spliced from 2 exons. Gene Ontology annotation, biological process: fungal-type cell wall (1->3)-beta-D-glucan biosynthetic process. The record is from RefSeq and is a predicted model, not a curated record. Lineage: Eukaryota; Fungi; Ascomycota; Sordariomycetes; Diaporthales; Diaporthaceae. Gene Ontology annotation, cellular component: fungal-type cell wall; cytoplasm. The coding region runs from base 1 to 1350 and encodes 449 amino acids. Gene Ontology annotation, molecular function: 1,3-beta-glucanosyltransferase activity.